GUCCCUUGUCUCCUUCUCCAAGAUGGCGGUGGCGGGCGGCAGCGCGGCGCGAAGCGGCGGCGCGGAGUGAGGCGGCCGCGCGCCUCCUACCUUCCCCUCCCUCCGUUCGGCACCGCAGGCCGACAGCGCUCGCCGCCACGGGGGCACGCCCAGGCCUGCUGCAGGGGCGGAGCCGCCGGCUGGAGUGAGGCCGAGGCCCGCUCGGAACUUUUCCUGUAGAUGGGAACAGGGGAAGGAGCCCAGACGUGGCAACAUAUUCUCAGGCUCCUGCAGGACCACCAUGGCUUAUGAUGACUCCAAGAAGAAAGAAGAAUUCCUAGAGAGUGACCGAAGUGCUGAUGACAUCAGGGCACAUCGAGAGAAAAAGCGAUAUUACAAGGAUCUCGUGCAAGAGGAGGAGAGGAUAACAACUCAGGACAGUGAGCUCUUUCUGGGGACAGAACAUCACAAAAAGAAGAGGAAGCAUUCUUCCGAUGAGUUCUGCUCCAGGGGUCUUUCAUCUUUGGAUCUACCAUCAAAGAAGAAGAAAAAAACAGUUUCUAGCCCAUCUUCCACUGACAAAAACAUGGAUCUACUCAAGGCUAUCGCCACACCUUUGUCCACAAGCUCUAAAUCUUCAAAGAAGACCUCUGAAAAAUCAUCUUAUCCUUCCUCUGGGCAUUCUGAAAGCAGAAAGGAGCACCACAAGAAGAAGAUGAGUGGGAGCAGUGCAGAGCACUCAGUGGACGAUGGCAACUUCCACAAAACUAAAAAAAUGAAACCUCUUUAUGUGAACACAGAGACACUUACUCUUCGUGAGCCUGAUGGCUUGAAAAUGAAGCUUAUCCUUUCACCAAAAGAGAAAAGCAGUGCAACAGAUGAUGAUUCUUUCUCAAAAAAAUCCUCAAAGAAAUCGUCUCGAGAUGAGCAAGGGUCGUUCCAUGUGGGUCACGAACUGCAUAGCUUCCUGAAGUCAUCUCGGAAGAAGCACAAACCUCCAGACUCACAUUCCCCUUCUGAGAGUUUUGGUGCUGACACAUCUGUUUUUUCAGAAGGCCGUGGGAGUGAGUAUGAGAUUUCAGGUAUGGAGGCACUGCCAGAAUCGGGAUCCUCUUCUGGUGGGGAAUUGGAAGCUGGCGAGCUAGUGAUAGAUGACUCCUACCGGGAAAUCAAGAAGAAAAAGAAGUCAAAAAAAAGUAAGAAAAAGAAAGACAAGGAGAGGCACAGAGAGAAGAGGCACUCUAAGUCUAAAAAGAGUUCUGGGCACUCUUCUGUGGCAGUAACGGAAAUGACAGUAUCACCACCACCUCCUCCCAGCGCUCCCUACGUUCUUCCUCCACCUCAUCCUGCUGUUUUUCACUCGGAUGGACAAAAUGAGAAGAGGAGGAAAAAGGAAGAUAAGGAGAAGGAAAAAGCUGAGAAGUGGGAAAAAGAAAAGGAAAGAGAAAAGGAGAAGGAAAGAGAAAAGGAGAAGGAAAGAGAAAAGGAGAAGGAAAGAGAAAAGGAGAAGGAAAGAGAAAAAGAGAAGGAUAGAGAAAAGGAAAAAGAAAGAGAAAAGGAAAGAGAAAGAGAAAAAGAAAAAGAAAAGGAAAGAGAAAAAGAAAAGGAAAAGGAAAGAGAAAGAGAAAGAGAAAAAGAAAAAGAGAAGGAAAGAGAAAAGGAAAAAGAAAAGGAAAGAGAAAAAGAAAAGGACAGAGAAAAAGAAAGGGACAGAGAAAGAGAAAAACCAAAGAAGAAAAACAUGUCCGCCUAUCAAGUGUUCUGUAAGGAAUAUCGUACAAAUAUUGUGUCUGAGCACCCUGGGAUAGAUUUUGGAGACCUUAGUAAAAAGCUGGCAGAAGUGUGGAAGCAGUUACCUGACAAGGAUAAACUGAUCUGGAAACAGAAAGCUCAGUAUCUGCAACACAAGCAAAAUAAAGCAGAGGCCACCACUGUGAAGAGAAAGGCAUCAUCUUCAGAUGGGGCUCCAAAAAUAAAAGCUUCUCCACCAGGAGCAAUUUCCCCUCAUAAGAAAUCUCCCACCAGCACUGUGGUGUUGCCUUCCUCACCAGCCAAAGCCCCUGAGACAGAGCCUAUAGAUGUAGCUGCACACUUGCAGUUGCUGGGUGAAUCUCUGAGCCUCAUUGGACACAGAUUGCAGGAAACAGAGGGAAUGGUGGCUGUUUCAGGAAGUUUGUCGGUACUUCUGGAUUCUAUCCUCUGUGCUUUGGGGCCGUUAGCGUGCCUGACUACACAGCUACCUGAGUUGAACGGCUGCCCUAAGCAUGUUUUGUCAAACACACUAGACAACAUCGCUUACAUCAUGCCUGGACUUUGAUGGGAAAGGAUCCUGGGAUUUACUCAACUUCUGCGUAACCAACCUGUGUAUAUGUGCGUUACACCGGUGCUCCCUACGGGCUCCACGUGUAGUGUUUUUAAAGUUUUAUAUAUGUAUAUUAUACGCAUAGGAUUGUAUUUUAUGAGAAGUUGUGAAGCUGAGAGAACCAUAUUCUCUUGGUGGAUAAAAUGUGAUCCGAUGUGGAAGUAUUUGUAAAAAGAAUUUGGAAAGAUUUUGAGAUACUAGCCUUAAAUACAGAUCCUUUAAUGGGGGAAGCAGCCAGAGAACGUACUUUUGGAUAUAAGGAAAAACAUCUGUGAGUGCAGUCACCGAAACAGGUAGCCCAGAGAGGUUGUUGAAUGUCCAUCCUUGAGGAUGGAGCCUACUCUAGCUGAAUGUACUUUAGAAGCAGGGGGUUGGAUGGUUUGGUUAAACCCUUUAAGAGUAUUCUGUGAGCCGGUAGAGGUGGUAGAAUAUUUUGGACCAAGGAAUAGAACUGAACUCACCACCAGCCCCAUUUCUGGUUUUGAGUUUAAAAUCUGCUUGAGGGGAAAGCUGGAUAGCUGAGCAAGGAUACGGAGGGCUUUGCCUCUUGAUCACAUCUUCUAAGCCCCCUCUUCAGUCAAUCAACAGCUGAAAGUUGUCAGUGUCAGCUCACCGCUCUGAUAGCUGGCAUUUGAAAUGAAGUUGAAGAUGACAAUUUAACCUUUUCUUGUGGACGUGCACCCAAGUCAUCCCUAGUGUUGACAUAUCAACAGACUUUAUUGGUCAGCUUCAGAGAAUGAACUUCCUGCUGAUUUUUCCAGGGCACGGUCAGCCUGCUUUGAUGGAGAGCGAUAGCAAAUGGGAAACCAAUUGGAUCGCUUCUGCCCAUCUUACACUCGGUUUAGGAACAGACAACCUUGAUUGUUGAGGCUGCUGACUCCCAUCUCUUUCACCAGCAGCGCUGAAAGAGCCACGGUGCUGCUGUGGGACGGUGGCUGAUUGCCAGUUAGAAGCAGUUUCAGCUGACCAAGGUGUGUGUUGACAGGACCGGUCCCCCUUCUUUCCUGCCACGUACGGUGUUCAGCUUUCGGCUCCUGUAGAAGAGCUGUAGGAAAGCACCUGAUUUUCAUAUAGGCUUUCGUGUGUCUGUAUGUAUGUUUAUGCGGUGUUCAUAUCGUAUGUAUUUAACUUUUACCGAUAUCUCUAACAGAUUUUAAUUUAUCCUGUAUAUUACUAUGUACAUAUAUAUAUACAUAAUUUAAAAGCAGAAAUCCCUCCCUCCACAAGCAGUGGGAUCAGGUUCGCCUCACCCCGCUUCCUGCCCGACUCAGCUGUGUGUGCAGCACUACGCAUUGGCAGCGCGUGGGGAAGACUGUGAGCACCUGCAGAAUCAGACCGGCUUGCGAAGCUGAGCUUUCCUCCGGCACCUCCAGCCUCGUAGCCAGGUGCUCUGACUCUCACAUCUGUGUUGCUGACCUGAGCCUCGGGAGCCAGGCAGACACGUUUUAAUGACACAUGACCACUGUGCCAAGGGACGGAGGGAUCCUCUUCAGCUUCGUUUUCUCUACAACGGAAACCUCCUGGAGAGCGACAAACGCACCCAACCCCACUGUAUUCUAUUUGUAUUUAAGAUUUGUACACUUUGUAUAAUCUGUAUCUCGUGGCAUUUGGUACAAGAGGGAAAACUUUGGCAAGACUUAGCAGUUUUUAUAUUUUUGUUAUUUCCUUGCCGUUUGAUCCAGACGCCCUUACAGUACGAACCUUUUUGUACAGUCCUUACAAUAUCAUUUCUUUUUUAA
This is a messenger RNA of Gallus gallus (chicken), 4080 nucleotides long. It is a transcript of the gene HMGXB4, whose product is annotated as HMG-box containing 4. The coding region runs from base 281 to 2296 and encodes 671 amino acids. The record is from RefSeq and is a predicted model, not a curated record. The transcript is spliced from 11 exons. NCBI's taxonomy places the organism in Eukaryota, Metazoa, Chordata, Aves, Galliformes, Phasianidae.